Marmota flaviventris (yellow-bellied marmot) is the source of this 1652-nucleotide messenger RNA. RefSeq names its product F-box protein 27 (gene Fbxo27). Gene Ontology annotation, cellular component: SCF ubiquitin ligase complex; cytoplasm. Gene Ontology annotation, molecular function: protein binding; ubiquitin protein ligase activity. NCBI's taxonomy places the organism in Eukaryota, Metazoa, Chordata, Mammalia, Rodentia, Sciuridae. The record is from RefSeq and is a predicted model, not a curated record. Gene Ontology annotation, biological process: glycoprotein catabolic process; SCF-dependent proteasomal ubiquitin-dependent protein catabolic process; ERAD pathway.
CCCACGCGAGGGACAUCGGCGGGCUCCGGACCGCAGCUGGCUCCGGCUGGGGGACCAUGGGCGCCUCCGCCUCCAGGGGCCAGGCCACCCGGGUCCCCGGGCCGAAGCUGGACCCCGAGGAGGCGCUGGACCUGAGCCAACUGCCACCCGAGCUGCUCCUGGUGGUGCUGAGCCACGUGCCCCCACGCACGCUCCUCACCCGCUGCCGCCGGGUGUGCCGGGAGUGGCGCGCCCUGGUGGACGGCCAGGCCCUGUGGCUCCUGAUCCUGGCCCGGGACCACGGCGCCGCUGGCCGAGCCCUGAUGUCGUUCGUCCGCAACUGCCUGCCCCCCGCUUGGGACGCCAGGCCUUGUCCUCUGGGCCGCUUCUGCGUGCGCAGACCGUUGGGACGCAACCUCAUCUGCAACCCGUGCGGCCAGGAAGGCCUCCGGAAAUGGAUGGUGCAGCACGGUGGAGAUGGCUGGGUGGUGGAAGAAAACAGGAGAACUGUGCCGGGGGCCCCUUCACAAACCUGUUUCGUAACUUCCUUCCGUUGGUGCCGCAAGAAGCAGGUCUUGGACCUGGAGGAGGAGGGUCUGUGGCCAGAACUGCUGGACAGUGGCAGGAUUGAGAUCUGUGUCUCUGACUGGUGGGGAGCCAGACAUGACUGUGGCUGUAAGUAUCGACUCCUUGUCCAACUUCUAGACACUGACCAGACUGUCCUAGAUACAUUCUCUGCUGUGCCUGACCCCAUCGAGCAGUGGAACAACAAUAUCUGUUUUCAGGUCACCCAUGUGUUCUCCAACAUCAAGACAGGCGUCCGUUUCGUGUCUUUCGAACACUGGGGGCAGGACACACAGUUCUGGGCUGGCCACUAUGGAGCCCGUGUGACCAACUCCAGUGUGAUCAUACGAGUCUCUCAGUCCUAGUCAAGGGACGCCUUUCUUGUGAGAGAGCCUGACCAUGCCGUCUAGGCGCCGGGACGUUUGGCUGGGACCCCUCGUUAACCAAGUGCUUCUACCUCCCUGGCACACUGAGAACUUCAGGGUCCAGCCAGGGGUCCUUCUGGGCCCUGCAUUCAGAUUCUGGAAACCACUGGAAGCCUGGUCUUCCAUCAGGUCUACCUACGGCUGCUGCUUUGGGUGGGCACAGCACUGCGUAACGGAGACCCACAGGCGACGCCUGAGGAGGCCUUCUCACCCCUCUUCCCCCCACCAGCAGUUCAGCACAGCCCCCUCUGUCCCAUCCCCUCUGUUGGUCUCUGUCCCCUCUCCUUUCUGCUUCAGGGACUUAGCUGUCCUUUCAGGGAGGCCCUGUACUGGACUCUGAACUCUUUCUAGCCAGAUUCCAGCUGCCUUGGGUGGUGAACUUGACCUCCGGGGCCUUCUGGGCUGCAGGGCUGGACCCAGGCCUUGAAGCUAAAGGUCACCUAGGUUCAAACAGGAUUUGGAGAUAAAUCUGCCCACACUGACUUCCCUGGGAAAUGAGGAGGUACCUCAAGUCCAGCCCUGAUCCUCAAGGACCUCUGUAAUUGUGAUAUUUAAAAUGAUUUUAUUUUUCAUUUUGACAUUUUGUUUUCCGAACAGCAAGAGAGUAAUCUAUCAGCUAUAAUAUAUAAUGUAUCUAGAAUGUAUCUGGUGAUCAUAUAUAAUAAAUUUAUUAUUUUGCCAAAA